Molecule: messenger RNA, 1936 nt
Organism: Oryza sativa Japonica Group (Japanese rice)
Lineage: Eukaryota; Viridiplantae; Streptophyta; Magnoliopsida; Poales; Poaceae
Source: RefSeq, a predicted model, not a curated record
AUUGCAACCCCUCCUCCUCCUCUCCUGCAAGCUCACACACUAGCUUAGCUUAGCCACCUCACUCACUAGCUCACUCUAGCUCGAGCUCCACUUCGUUGGAAGCCACCACGCCACGACGGCGACGGCGGCGGCGAGGAGGAGGCGGGCAUGAUGAGCGGUAGGAUGAACGCGGCGGGGGACGAGUCGCCGUUCCCGUUCGGGGCGAUGCAGGCGCCGGGGCCGGGGGCGUACGUCGGGUUCGACCAUGGCGCGGCGGCGGUGGCGGCGGCGGCUGCGGCGGCGCAGCGGGCGGGGAUGCUGCAGCACCACCACCACCACAUGUACGACGGCUUGGACUUCGCGGCGGCGAUGCAGUUCGGCGGCGGGCAGGACGCGCCGCCGCACCCGCAGCUGCUGGCGCUGCCGCCGAGCAUGGCGGCGCCGCCGCCGCCGCCCAUGCCGAUGCCGCUGCAGAUGCCCAUGACGAUGCCGAUGCCCGGAGACGUGUACCCGGCGCUCGGCAUCGUGAAGCGCGAGGGCGGGGGCGGAGGUCAGGACGCCGCCGCCGGGAGGAUCGGGCUCAACCUCGGCCGCCGGACCUACUUCUCCCCCGGCGACAUGCUCGCCGUCGACCGCCUCCUCAUGCGCUCCCGCCUCGGCGGCGUGUUCGGCCUCGGCUUCGGCGGCGCCCACCACCAGCCACCUCGCUGCCAGGCCGAGGGCUGCAAGGCCGACCUCUCCGGCGCCAAGCACUACCACCGCCGCCACAAGGUCUGCGAGUACCACGCCAAGGCCUCCGUCGUCGCCGCCUCCGGCAAGCAGCAGCGCUUCUGCCAGCAAUGCAGCAGGUUUCACGUGCUCACGGAGUUUGAUGAGGCCAAGAGGAGCUGCCGGAAGCGGCUGGCGGAGCACAACCGUCGCCGGCGGAAGCCGGCGGCGGCGGCGACGACCGCCGUGGCGGCGGCCAAGGACGCGGCGGCGGCGCCGGUAGCCGCCGGGAAGAAGCCUAGCGGCGGCGCCGCCACGUCUUACACCGGUGACAACAAGAACGUGGUGUCCAUGAGCGCGGCCAAGUCGCCCAUCUCGUCGAACACCAGCGUGAUCAGCUGCCUGCCCGAGCAGGGCAAGCAUGCGGCGGCGGCGGCGAGGCCGACGGCGCUCACGCUCGGCGGCGCGCCGCCGCACGAGAGCUCCGCGCCGCAGAUCGGCGCCAUGCUCCAUCACCACCACCAUCACCAGCAAGACCACAUGCAGGUGAGCUCCCUGGUCCACAUCAAUGGCGGCGGCGGCGGCGGUAGCAACAACAUCUUGUCGUGCUCGUCGGUGUGCUCCAGCGCGCUGCCGUCGACGGCGACCAACGGCGAGGUAUCAGACCAGAACAACGACAACAGCCACAACAAUGGCGGCAACAACAACAACAUGCAUCUGUUCGAGGUCGACUUCAUGUAGAGCUUUACCUUAGCUUAGCUACUUCAAUUCCUACUCGAUCCUACCAUGUGUUCGUGUCAUUUCACCUCUUGUGUAGCUAAAAGUAAAAAAAGAAGGGAGAGCAGAAAAGGGUAUAACUUCCAGUACGUUUGCAUCAGCCAUGAACCAAGUGAAGAGAAGAAAAAAAAAAAGAGGAGCAAAAAAGAAGGUAAAAAAAAAAGGAAAAGCAGCAAGGAUUCCAACAGCUAGGAUCAAACUUUUUUUUCUUUCUAGCUACCCUGUUGCACUGCAAGCAGCAUGCAUGCAUGCCUUCUUUCUCAGCAGCUUUCUGUUUCACUUGGGGAAUAAUGUGGUUUGUGUGUGUGAGUGAGUGUGUUCUUGUUCAUCUCAUCUUAGUUAUUAAUUUCAAUAUUAUUGUUGCAACUUGCAAUGAAGCUAGGUUGUACCUGUUCUUGUUAUUGUUGUUGUUUCUAUCAUGCAUAUGCAAAGCUCCUAUAUAUGCAAUUAAUUAACAGAUAUCAGAGUUUCA